AUGGCAGGUCUGCGACUUCUGCUGCUCGUGGCGUGUCUUUUCUACCAAGCUGUCGCUUACGUCCACGCCAACCCCGCUGCUGCGCUGAAUCGGGCGUCUAUUUACCAAGAGCCGUUCGUACGCGUCGUUGGAUCCGGUUACGAUCCGUCGACAGGCGUCUACGUUCAUGAUUAUGGACGAGACGGCAUUCGGGCUCUUGGUGAUAGCCUCGUCAUCACCGACUCUGCCUAUCCAUUGAACCCACUCGCGUUCCAGCCGCGGGUCGAUAACUUCUACUCGGCUUCGCACCAUCCCCAUAGUUCGCACGGACGCACCGAUGAUUCAGAAAUCGGUCAUGAACUUCCGAGCCAUGAUCCCGUAGGGCAAGGAACUUAUCACGUCGGGGACGGAAUAGUUCCCGGCACCAUCCAUCACGAUCACGGACACCACGACCACGGUCAUGAUCACGGUCAACACCAUCAAGGUCCACAGGACCUUUUCAAUACUCCCGGACUCCAGCACGGAGCCGACAAUCAGGACGUCCAGAAACCUCGAGACCCAGUCCCUGAAUUCCGCGGUCAUUCCCACGAGGAUAAUCCGGGUCCGCAGCAAUUCUUCCACCAGGGAAGCUCCAACCUACCCCGGGAGCCCAUCGGGUCGCUUCGAUGCACCGGCGAGGGACUUUUCCGACAUCCCAACGACUGCACGAAAUUCUAUCGCUGCGUGAAUGGGGGCGACCUCUUCCUGCAAGCUGUUGAGUUCAAUUGCGCGCCUGGGCUCGCUUUCGAUGAAAUUUCCGCCGCGUGUACUUGGCCGGAAAACGUUUAUUCUUGCAAUCAGUUCUCGGCGAGCCCUUCGGAGUUCGUGAAUCGCAGGCAGACACCUCCUCCGACGGCGAGGCCAACGCUGCCUCCCACAACUGUCGCCACCCUCCCGCCACGAACCCUCGCGCCUCCAACCCGGCCUCCCAUCGCGGUGCGCGAUGAUUCCGAAGACCCGCGGUGCGUCCGGGACGGUCUCAUACCCGCUCCGGAGUGCAGCAGACGAUUCUAUCGUUGCGAGUCCUUGCCGAACGGUGAUUUCCGACUACACAAGUACACCUGUUACGACGGGAUGGUUUUCGAUCCGCAAAUCCCGGGUUGCAUCGAGAUCGAUAGCGUUCCACAGUGCCGUCGUCCGUCGCUCCCGGAAAAAGUUCCGACAACCACUGCGAGCCCCACACCGUCCCUGCGGAAUCCGGCCGAGGAACCGUCGCAAGUUAUCACCGCAAAAAAAGUCAUGAAAAACUGUAGUCCAGAGUUCGAGGGCGACAAAUGUACUCCGUUCUAUAAGUGUCAGAUGGUUCAGCCGAAAAGACGUGGGAAGACGUUCCGAUUCGAGUGUCCGUUGGAAUUGGUUUUCAACGAGCAAACUCAAGACUGUGCCUAUCCCUCUGAGGUUGAAGGUUGCAAAGCUUUCAUUCAUGACGACGGCACCGAGUCACGGAAGCCAACGAAAAGCGUGCCCGAAUCGAACGUCGUGGCGUUCCCCUGCGUCCGGGAGGGUUUCUUCAAGGAUGCUCAGAACUGCUCCCGAUUCAUUCGUUGUUUCUACAUAGCGAAUUCCACGAGUGUUCUACGAGCGGCUCGCUUCGACUGCCCUCGUGGGUUGGUUUUCGACCAGAGUGCGGGCUCCUGCAACCACGCUGGUCUCGCACCCGGUUGCUCCUCGGCGGUCGAUCACUCGAAUGAGAUUCUCACGAUGAAGUGCGAGUUCGAUCCUGUCUAUCAAGAUCUCUGUACUCCGUUCUAUAGAUGUUUCGAUGAUAAUCGUAGACCCAUGCGUUUCUCGUGUCCUAAGGAUCUCGUCUACGACGUCUCCACUCAGAAAUGUAAUUAUCCGAACCACGUUGCCGAAUGCCGGACACCGCCGCCACCGAAGACCGAAGCGACGCCCGCCGGUCGCUUCUGCUCGGAAGACGGCUUCAUUCGGAGUUCGACGAACUGUUCUCUUUUCUAUCGAUGCACUCGCUUGAAUAAUCAGACCGAAGAUUUCAGCACCCAUCUCUUCUCAUGUCCGACCGGUCUUGCGUUUGACUACACGAUCGAUGCUUGUAACUACGAAUCUCUGGUCAGCGAUUGCGGCGGGAAUGUUAUCCCCGACACGCGGAAGAGGGCUGCCUUCUCCCAAACGCCAUCCACUUACGAUUCUAAACGGCAGCUUAAUCCCGACCAGGGUCAGGUAUUCGAUGACUUGAACCUGCAGAGAGUUCCUCCGCCCUCGAGACCGAGGGUACCUGCUCGGACUCCGCCGCCACCGGCUGAAUCUGCGUUCGGCGAAGAGACCGUGAUUCUCACGCCGCCACGACGCCAAGCCGUUUCUGAUGAGUCUGGUUUCUCAUUCAGACCGGGUUCGGCCGUUUCUGGAGGAAGCACCGGAAGUGUCUCUCAGCCCACGAGGCCGGUAAAACAAAAGCCUUCUCGGAGACCUCCGGUGGGCGAUAUUCCCUCGGGGAGCUUCGAUUUCAAACCUGGAACGGCGACUAGCCAAGUUCCUCAAUCUCCGGUUCAUCGAACCACGAGAUCCCCUCUCCCAGUCAGAAUCCAGCCUUCGUCACGACCCCCCGUCACGAUCGCCCCACGGCGACCCCCACUCCCACCCCGGGGAAAGCCCUCGACCGGUUUCGAUUUCCAGCCCGGCAGUGGAACCAUCGGCGAUGGUUCCAUGCCUAGCGCCACUGAAAUGCCCGCAGACGAUUUCUUCUGUCCGAGCGAGGGAUUUUUCCGUGAUGUGAGCAACUGUCGAAUUUUUCAUCGAUGUGUUCGAUCAGACAAUCCGCGUCGUCCGCUCGUGGCGCACACGUUCAAGUGUCGAGAGGGACUAGUUUUUGACGAUCUGAUAAAGAAUUGUAACUUCGAAGACGCGGUUCCCGAGUGCGGAACCGUCGCGCCGGCUCCGACUCGCCCACCGGUGAUCGAGGGUGCUGCUACCGAACGAGUCGGUCUUCGGAGAACCACUGUAAGACCCUCGAUUCCUAGCAAACCCACUUUCGUAUGGAGGCCCGGCGUGAUUACCGAACCUCCGCGAGUUCAACCUAUCGCGCCGCAGACACCAGUGCUCACUGCCCCUGUCGGGAGUGGAGUCGUCAGAGAAGAUCUCCCGAUCUCAAGUCCGCCCACCUCCCGACCCAGGAAGCCGAUUCCCGAGGAUCACAGCGAGAUUCCGCUGCUACCAAUCGAUCCCCUCGAGGAAACUCCAGAAAUUGUUGUCGCGGAAACUGAUGUGAUUUCCGAUUCGCGGAGCGAAACCGAUGUCCGCGUUGCGAACGCCGUAGAGAUCCCGGUCAGCUUCAAGUGCAACCCGGAGGUCUUCUAUAAGCGCUCGACACGUUUCUGUACGCCCUACUAUCGGUGCACCCGAACAGUCAUCUUGGAUGACGGCAUAAAGCAGCGAGAGAUCACUGACACUUAUCGAUACGCUUGCCCGAAAGGUUUAGUCUUCAAUCGCGAUAUCAGAACUUGCGACUAUCCCAGUCGCGUGACCGAUUGUGACCUCCAGAACCCUCCCGAGGAGUUGGUCGCGCCGGCGAUCGGCAGCAAGAGCUCCAUCGAAUGUCUUCACGAGGGAUAUUUCUCCGAGCCCAGCGACUGUGGGAAAUACUACCGAUGUGUCCAUGUGGGCAAGCGUCGCUUCUUUGCCUACGAGUUCGAAUGUCCCCGUGGAUUUGUCUUCAAUCAGGAUAUCGAGAACUGCGAUUACCCGGAGAACGUUCGUGGAAAGUGUCGGGGAAGGAUCUCGGUCGCGUUCCCGCGUUGCACACUCAGCGAGGAUCUCAUUCCGUCUACGACGGACUGCAAUGCAUUCUAUAGAUGCUGGCGGCACGAGGGCGAGGGCUCGUUGAGAGCGGUCCCUCUUGGUUGUCCGAAGGAAUUGGUUCUAACGGUCGGAGGCGAGAACGGACUCGGGGCUUGCGGUUGGCCCAAGAAAGAGGAUGCUUGUUACCGUGACGAUCGUCACAAGAGGACGAGACGGAUCAGCGAAGAUGUCGGCACAGGUAACGUGUGCCGAGGUGAAGGAUCGUUUAGGGAUCCGGAGGAAUGCGGCAAGUUCGUCCGCUGUGUCCGAGUGCCCUUCAAGUCGAACGUGUUCUCCGUGUACCGGUACUCGUGCCCCAGGGGCACAGUGUACAGUGGACAUGGCCUAGGUUGUCGCAAACCUAACCAGCAUGAUCCUUGCUAUUCUCAUUUUGCUUCGCUUUAUUCUGCUUCGAAACCACUAGUCGCCGCUUCCGCGUACAACCGAGAUAGCUCUACAAGCUCCGACUCGCAGGAAGAAUUACCGUGCAAAUCUCAAGGAUAUAAUCCACACCCGACGAAUUGCAAUGGCUAUUACCACUGUCGCGACGUUGGCGGUUCGGGUCAAGCCUUCAAGGUGACUCAUUUCUCCUGCCGACGAGGAUUGGUGUUCGAUGCCUCUACAGAGACCUGCAAUAUUCCCGAGCGUUCUCGAUCGAUCUGCUUGUCGCGUAACCCCAACUGGGGUUCAUCGUCUUCAGCGUCGGCGGAGCAGCUGAUCCAAGAACAACAACACCGAGAACAGCAACAACGGGAGCAGCAGAUCCGCGAGCAAGAGCAGCGAGAACAAAAAAUCCACGAGCAGCAUCGCUUAGAGCAAGAGAUCCGCGAGCAGAAACAACGCGAACAGCAAGAGCGCGAAAAGCGCAUCCAUGAACAACACCAGCGUGAACAAGAGAUCCGAGAGCAGCAACAGCGCGAGCAACAGAUUCGAGAACAGCACGAGCGCCAACAACGGAUCCGUGAACAGCACCAACGCGAGCAAGAGCUCCGCGAGCAGCAAAUCCGUGAGCAGCAACAGAAGGAAGAGCAAUUACGGGAGCAGCAGCGCAGAGAGGAAGAGCUUCAUAGACAGAAAAUGCGAGAACAGCAGAUCCGCGAACAAGAACUCGAAGAGCAACGCAUUCGAGAGAAGCAUCAAAGAGAACAAGAGCAAAAAGAGAUUCUCGAACAACAGAUCAGGGAACAGCAAAUUCGGGAGCAGCAGGAGAAAGAGCGUAAAGAACGCGAGGAGCAGCGGAGGCAGCAUGAAAUUCAUGAGCAACAUCAAAGGGAACAGAGAAUCCGCGAGCAGCAGCAGAAAGAACAAGAGCUUCGCGAGCAGAAGGAGAAAGAGCAGAGAUUGAAAGAACAACAGCUUCAAAUUCAACAACAAAUAUCAACUCAACAACAAAUACAAUCUCAGAAUGAGACUGAAAUCCAAUCACAGGACAAGACUCAAAUCACACAUCAGGUCGAGGUACAGCAGCAGACGCACAUUCCACCACCGGUGGUCAUCAAAAGGCCCGAUUCUAGAGGAAGCUUCAAUUGUCCGCAUGAUGGACUUUAUGGACAUCCGACCGAUUGCUCUAAAUUCUAUCGUUGUCUCCGAGACCACUCCGGGCUCACCGCAUUCGUUUUCGACUGUCCCGGAAAUAGGGUCUGGGAUGAAUCGCGACUCAUGUGCGAUGUCGCCUCAAAUGUUUCUAUACCGUGUGGCACGUUGGUUCGUCCCACUGGACUGGAGAAGAAACCUACCCCACAGCCUUCGGGACCACAGCCUUCGUCGAAGCCGUCCACCCCGCAACAUCCCCCAACCCUGUCUGACGAUCCUGAAAUACCAGAGCAUCCACAUCAUGAUGGAAACUGCGAGCAGGGCGUUUCGGGCGGAAACGAUUCAACUGCUAUCCCCUUGACCUGCACCAAGGAGGGUCUGUUUCGGAAUCCGAACAACUGUCAUCGAUUUUUCCGUUGCAUUCUGUCCACGGACACGCAAACUUUCCAGGUCACUCAAUUGAAUUGUCCCGAAAAAUUGGUUUUCGAUGAGCGUAUCAGCGCCUGCAACUGGGCAGACCGGGCUCCACCCUGUGGAAAACCGGGGAAUCAAAGCAAUCAAUUGAAACCGAGCGGGAACGAAAAAGAUCACUCUGGACAACAGCAAAACAAUAUUCAGCAGCAAGACUCGAAUCUCGGCCGGAAUAACACUCUUGAGAUCGGUCAGCAGAGACCGAAGGAUCAAAACCAGCAACAGCAGGGGUUGAACCAAGAAGAUCGAAACAUAGCGGAGAACAAAGACAAGAUUGGCUCUGGCACUCAAGUGCAAGUUCAAGAGCAGAUCCACGUAGGCUCAGGAAACCAGGGACAGAACCAACAGGGUGUCCACCAGCAAGUCGUGGUCAAUCAGCAGGUGACUGAGAAUCAAGGCUCAAAAGAUUCCCAGGGUCAGGGACAGAACCAAGAGACUUCGGUCGACGUGCAUCAGCAGAAUAAUGGAACCCAACAACAAGACCAUGAUCGACAAAAAAAUCAGAUCGAGCAGCAAAUUCAAACUCAGCAACAAAUUCAAGACCAGCAGCAGAUUCAAACCCAGCAGCAGAUUCAGACCCAGCAACAAAUCCAAACUCAGCAGCAGAUUCAGACCCAGCAACAAAUCCAAACUCAGCAAGGAAGUCAGAUACAGCAACAAAAUCAGACACAGCAAGGAAACCAAAUUCAGCAACAAAAUCAGACACAGCAAGGAAACCAAAUUCAGCAACAAGAUCAGGUCCAACAACAAAACAAAGAACAAUCGAAGCAAGAUGCCGAACAGAACGAGCUGCUGAGCUAUGGCCAAUCGGAGUCAGAGGAUUUCGUGUGCUCGAAGCCCGGAUCCUUCGCUCAUCCGAAAAAUUGUAGUCAGUUCGUUCGGUGCUUCGCUCGCGGUGACGGGAGUUUCAAGAAAGCGAUACUAAACUGUACUACGGGAACGAUCUUUGAUGCCAAAGUCUCAUACUGUGUGAAAGACCAGGGUCAAUGCGAAAUCACAAAGUCCUCAUCGCGCUCUACGCCCACUGCUCGUCCGCCUGUCGUACUGCCGUGGCCAAGCUCGCGGCCGGGUUCUCCAGAUCCUGCGGAAGCGCUUGCGGAGCCAGCAGAAGCUCCUCCUAAAAUCUCGGGAUCCGUGAAUCUGACUCGAACAGCGGCAUCGGAAGAGAAUAGCAUGACCUUCUUGAUGGGAGACAGCGUUACCCCGGCGGCUCGGGAAGCCUCGACCGCCGAAGACGAGAAAUCAGUUUCAACGGAGUCCGGUCUCGAGGAAGUUGCAGCGACCUCGACCAUCUCGCCAACAGAGGCGGUCCUCGAAGAAGCCUCGACGACCUCAGCAUUCUCGCCCACAGAUGCCCCGCAAUCUGUGACAGAGCCCGAAUCAGCAACGGUUGUAGAUGGCCAAACUAUCUCACCGGUAACCCUGCCAUCGGAAAUGAAUCAAUCACCGGACUAUAAUUCAACAGACAUUCAAGCCAUCGACACCACGGAAUUCUUCACGGAAAUUCAGGAGCCCACAGUGACGGGGGUACCGGAACAAACAACUGAAUCUCUUAAAUCUAGUUUUAACACUAAUCAAACCACCUUGCCAGAGCCUGGAGCUGGCGGUUUUGUGGACGGGGGAAUAGCCCCUCCGCCUCACGCCGACACGCCUUGGAAUUCGCCAUCCUCCCCGCCUCUGUCUCCGAAUGAGUUGCCGUCAAACCGCCCUGGUUCAUAUCCCGGGGAGACCGGAGUCGAAAUCGUUCCGCCGUCCGCCAGGCCCUGUACUGGCGACUGCAAUCUCCAGUGCUCAGGGCCCGGUUUCUUCCGACAUCCGCAGGAUUGCUCCCGUUUCAUCCGUUGUGUUGAUUUCGAAGAAAAUCCGGGGAAAUUCCAGGUUUACGAGUUCGAUUGCCCCGCUGGACUAGUGUUCGACGAAUUAGCUUCUACCUGCAAUUGGCCCGAGCAGACAGCGCCAUGUGCAACAGGCGGCCCGAAACCACUGCCGGCCCCCAGCAGUGGAUCGGAUUCUGAGGGCUCGGAUUAUGACGGAGGAAACGAUCACGGAGGUCAGGGACGCUUCGGAAAAUCUCAGGGCUCCGGCGGUGGCUUCUUCCCCGGAACCGGACACCAACCAGGUCGUGAUCAUGGAAGUUUCCCCGGACAACGGGAUUCACAAUCACAGUCUGGCGGAGCAGGGCCUCUGUCUGGAGGUGAAUCUGGAGGUCAAUGCAAUCCUUGCACUUCAGCCGGAUUCUUCCGACAUCCGAGCAGCUGUGAGAAAUUCAUCCGUUGUGUCGAUUUCUUCAAUAACGGGCAAUACACUGUUUUCAACUUCGACUGUCCGGCUGGAUUAGUUUUCGACGAGCGUUACAACGUCUGUAAUUGGCCGCAUGAGGCGCCCCCUUGCGAGAGCAUGGCUUCCGGAAACGAUUGCUCCCCUCGACCGGCCCAGAGUCCCAACAACCGAACGGGUGGCAGCCAUCCGGGCCACAAGAGCAGCCUCAACAAGGGGGUUGGCAGCCCCAGCAACCGGGUAGACCUCAGAGGGGCGGUCGACAGCCGCACGGACCUUCUGAUCUUCAGGAACCUACCGGACCGGAAGGACCCUCUCAACCGCACCGAGGCGGUUUGCAGCCUCAGGGCCCUCCGCCUGGCCAACGACAGCCGGCGGAUCCGCAGACGAACAGCUGGCAACCCCAAGAACCUCCCAAGCCGGAGCCCCAGCAAGGGGGAGGACAGCCCCAGCAAGGGGGCUGGCAGCCAUCUCAACCCCAGAGAGGUGGGCGGCAGCCCCAGCAACCAUCCCAGCCCGAACAAGGUGGAUGGCAGCCGCAGCAACCGUGCACCUCAAAAUGGAGGAUGGCAACCCCAACAACCUUCGAGACCUCAAAAUGGAGGGUGGCUACCCCAACAACCUUCGGGACCUCAAAAUGGAGGGUGGCAACCCCAACAACCUUCGGGACCUCAAAAUGGAGGGUGGCAACCCCAACAACCCUCGCAACAGCAACAACAACAAGGCGGAGGAUGGCAGCCACAGCAACCUUCGGGACCCCAGGACGGAGGAUGGCAACCCCAGCAGAGACCCUCCCCGCAAAGUCAAACGGCGGUCGGACCGCCAGCCACGAGGAAUUCUGGCGGAUGCAACGUUCAGUGCUCUUCGACAGGUUUCUUCCGUAAUCCGUCGAAUUGCCACAAGUUCUACCGAUGCGUGGACUUCUACCAGAACGGUCAGUACACCGUGUUCCACUUUGACUGUCCAGGAGGACUCGUGUUCGACGAGCGAAUUUCCGUUUGUAACUGGCCUCAGAACUCUCCGCCCUGUGACAACGCGGGAGGAGGCGGUGGCAGCUGCGGCUCGGCGUCCGCGCCGCCCAUCGAAGAUUCGAGCCAGGGAUCGCCCGACGGUCAACAAACACCUCCUGGACCAGCCCGGGACAAUCAAGGCUCUCAGCAGCCCUCAGGACCGCAAGGUCCCGCCGGACCGCCCGCUCAGAGCUCACAGCAAGCCGCCCCGCCGUCACAAGCGAAUUGUCCGUCCGCUGGAUUCUUCCGAAACCCACAGAACUGCAACAAAUUCUACCGAUGCGUCGAUUUCUGGGGAAACGGAGACUAUACCGUUUUCCACUUCGACUGUCCCGGCGGUCUAGUGUUCGACGAACGAAUCUCCGUCUGCAAUUGGCCGGAUCAAGCUCCUCCUUGCGAUUCUGGUCCAUCGGCUCGACGACCGCCGCUCCCGCCGCCUGAGGGUCCAGCCACGACUGAAGCUCCUGAACAAGCGCCAACGGGUGAAACCGACGCCUCGACCGAGUCCAGCACCGAGAUGUCGACCGAAAUGUCGACGGAGUCUUCGACCGAGAUGAUGUCGACGACCGAAUCGGACACCUCGACGACGAGACAGGGCAAGAAACUCGAUUCAAGGAAGAAGAAACAAAAGCGAAUAAAAUGUCCAGGAAACGCGAAUUACGAAGUUCCCGGAGACUGCACGAAGUUCUACCGCUGCGGGAAAGUCGGGCCGGGCAAGCGUGCUCAGCUGUUCCAAUGCAUGGACGGCUAUGUGUUCGAUGAGAAGAUCCAGUUCUGUAAGAAGAAGCCCGCCGACUUCAAGUGUAUGAGCAAAAUGACCGAUGAGAUGAAAGAAAUGAUGGAGGAAAUGGGAAGAGCGGAAAUGGCUCCACCGGAGAUGUAUUUGGAUGAGAAUUGA
This is a messenger RNA of Galendromus occidentalis (western predatory mite), 10002 nucleotides long. RefSeq lists its product as uncharacterized. The coding region runs from base 1 to 10002 and encodes 3333 amino acids. The record is from RefSeq and is a predicted model, not a curated record. The transcript has 12 exons. Lineage: Eukaryota; Metazoa; Arthropoda; Arachnida; Mesostigmata; Phytoseiidae.